GAGAAGGUAUACAAGGGGGGAAAAACAAAAUGGGGAGAAGCAAGAAGGUGAUGGUGUUUAGCUUUGUGGUGGGUUUGUUGGUGGUGGGAUCCAUGGGAACCAUGGAGGACGACGAGAAGGAUUGCGCGGACCAGCUCACAAACCUUGCUGCUUGCAUUCCGUUUGUGAGUGGCACUGCAAAGAAGCCGACGCAGCAGUGCUGCCAAGACACCCAGAAAGUGAAGAGCAGCAAGCCUAAGUGCCUGUGCGUUCUCAUCAAAGAGAGCACUGAUCCCUCUCUGGGCCUCCCUGUCAACACCACUUUGGCACUUCAAAUGCCUUCCGCCUGCAACAUCGAUGCCAAAGUCUCUGAUUGCCCAACUUUACUGAGCCUUCCACCAGAUUCAGCAGACGCGAAGAUCUUUAAAGAAGCAGAUUCAAGUGCAGAGUCCUCCACAGAUUCCCCACCAGCUUCAACUUCAACUUCAUCUUCCUCCUCUGGGUCCAGUUCAAGUGCGGACUCAAAGGCAACUCCAACGAGCAAUGGUGGAGGAAAGUUGAAGUCGUUUGGGAGUGGAAGCUUGCUGAUGAUAAUGGCUUCAAUUGCAUGGAUGUUCAUCUCAACUGCCAAUUGA
Messenger RNA from Vitis vinifera (wine grape), 614 nucleotides. Its product is annotated as non-specific lipid transfer protein GPI-anchored 14. The coding region runs from base 30 to 614 and encodes 194 amino acids. The record is from RefSeq and is a predicted model, not a curated record. Lineage: Eukaryota; Viridiplantae; Streptophyta; Magnoliopsida; Vitales; Vitaceae. The transcript has 2 exons.